This is a messenger RNA of Gadus macrocephalus (Pacific cod), 881 nucleotides long. It is a transcript of the gene ndp, whose product is annotated as norrin cystine knot growth factor NDP. The transcript has 2 exons. The record is from RefSeq and is a predicted model, not a curated record. The coding region runs from base 373 to 807 and encodes 144 amino acids. Gene Ontology annotation, biological process: Wnt signaling pathway. Lineage: Eukaryota; Metazoa; Chordata; Actinopteri; Gadiformes; Gadidae.
UGUGUGUGCGCGUGUGUGUGUUGUCCUCUCUUCCAGGACGGGGCCGCGAGGGUAGGCGAUGGAUCGAGGAACAGCCUGGCUCGCCUGUACACAACCUCUGCUGCUCACACACCGUCACGAAGGGGCGUCGACACAAGAGACCUACACAUAAACUGAUAGACUGCCAGAGAGAGAAAGAGCGAGAGAGAGAGCGAGAGAGGGAGAGUCACACACACACACAGAGACACACAGAGAGAAGAGCUUGUGAUAGACUCGCAGAACGAGAGGACAAGAGCGAAGAGGGACGCCAUCGCAGGCGCUGCGGCUGCGGUCAGAGGGAGGCGUCGGACCGUCGGCCGACCCCAGGGCCGCUCAGGGCGCCCCCCCUCGGCCAUGAGGCCCUCUCUCUCGGUGGGCUCCCCCCUGGGGCUGCUGCUGGCCCUGGUGUGCUGCCCCCUGCUGGGCCUGGCGCACGCCGCCACCAGCAACAACAAGGCCAGCGAGAAGAGCUACGCGCACCUGGCCGAGGUGGACCCCGACCGCUGCAUGAGGCACCACUUUGUGGAGACCAUCACCCACCCCAUCUACAAGUGCAAUUCCAAGAUGGUGCUGCUGGCGCGCUGCGAGGGCCACUGCAGCCACACCUCCCGCUCUGACCCCCUGGUGUCCUUCAGCUCGGUGCUCAAGCAGCCCUUCAAGAGCACCUGCACCUGCUGCCGGCCGCACACCUCCAAGCUGAAGGCCGUGCGGCUGCGCUGCGCUGGGGGCAGCCGCAUCACCGCCACCUACCGAUACAUCCUGGCCUGCAUCUGUGAGGAGUGCAGCUGAAUGAACUCUCCCCUGGACCCCUUCUCUCUGAAGCUCCUGCCCCCCCCCCCAGCCCCCCCCCCCCCCCCCCCCCC